AUGUUUCGAAACCUCUUUCGCGGCUCCCAACGCGCCCUCACCGCCCUUGCCCGACCAAGCGCAUCGCGCCAAACACCAAUGCUCUAUCGAGAGGCAUUGAUCCGGCAAUCACAACAAAGUCAACCAUUAUACGCAGCUUUCAGACUACUCGCUAGCUCCAGAAUACAUUCCUCCCAAAGCAAAGUCGCUGUGAACAAUGAUACCGACGUCAACGGGGGGGACGAAUUCAACGACAAGAGCGACAACACCACCCAAAGAGGCAUCAUUUGCCGCGUAGCAGCAAGACCUGAACGAAAGAAGCAUCUACGCGAGAUAAUGAAGGCAUUGCGCGAGAUAAGCGAGAAGCUGGAUAAAAUCAAGAUGGAUUUGGAAAUAAUUCGGAAGCAGAAGAGAUACAGGUUCUGGACGCUGGCCUUGGCGAUCAUUGUCAUGGGUUUCGUCGGUGCGAUGUCAGGCCCCAAAAAGCCCAACAAGCAGGAGAAUGAGACGGCGGAAGAGAUCACACCAGACAACAGCCCUACAUCAAAGACAGAUCCAGAUAUCGUUUCGUGA
Colletotrichum siamense is the source of this 552-nucleotide messenger RNA. RefSeq lists its product as uncharacterized. The transcript has a single exon. The record is from RefSeq and is a predicted model, not a curated record. Lineage: Eukaryota; Fungi; Ascomycota; Sordariomycetes; Glomerellales; Glomerellaceae. Bases 1 to 552 code for a protein of 183 amino acids.